This is a messenger RNA of Leishmania major strain Friedlin, 1047 nucleotides long. RefSeq names its product cathepsin L-like protease. Bases 1 to 1047 code for a protein of 348 amino acids. Gene Ontology annotation, cellular component: lysosome. The transcript has a single exon. Gene Ontology annotation, molecular function: cysteine-type endopeptidase activity. The record is from RefSeq and is a predicted model, not a curated record. NCBI's taxonomy places the organism in Eukaryota, Euglenozoa, Kinetoplastea, Trypanosomatida, Trypanosomatidae.
AUGGCGACGUCGAGGGCCGCUCUCUGCGCUGUUGCGGUUGUGUGCGUGGUGCUUGCGGCUGCCUGCGCGCCUGCGCGCGCGAUAUACGUGGGCACGCCGGCUGCUGCGCUGUUCGAGGAGUUCAAGCGGACGUACCAGCGCGCGUACGGGACGCUGACCGAGGAGCAGCAGCGGCUGGCGAACUUCGAGCGCAACCUGGAGCUGAUGCGCGAGCAUCAGGCGAGGAACCCACACGCGAGGUUCGGGAUCACGAAGUUCUUUGACCUGUCGGAGGCGGAGUUCGCCGCGCGCUACCUGAACGGCGCCGCGUACUUCGCAGCGGCGAAGCAGCACGCCGGCCAGCACUACCGCAAGGCGCGCGCGGACCUGUCGGCGGUGCCUGAUGCGGUGGACUGGCGCGAGAAGGGCGCCGUGACGCCGGUGAAGAAUCAGGGUGCGUGCGGGUCGUGCUGGGCGUUCUCGGCGGUCGGCAACAUCGAGUCGCAGUGGGCCGUUGCCGGCCACAAGCUGGUGAGGCUGUCGGAGCAGCAGCUGGUGAGCUGCGAUCACGUGGACAAUGGUUGCGGCGGCGGGCUGAUGCUGCAGGCAUUCGAGUGGGUGCUGCGAAACAUGAACGGGACCGUGUUCACGGAGAAGAGCUACCCCUACACGUCCACCUUUGGUUAUGUGCCCGAGUGCUCGAACAGCAGUGAACUCGCUCCCGGUGCGCGAAUCGACGGGUACGUGUCGAUGGAAAGCAGCGAAAGAGUUAUGGCUGCGUGGCUUGCGAAGAAUGGCCCCAUCUCGAUUGCGGUCGACGCCAGCUCCUUUAUGUCUUACCAUAGCGGCGUCCUGACCAGCUGCAUUGGUGAGCAGCUGAACCACGGCGUGCUGCUCGUUGGGUACAACAUGACUGGUGAGGUUCCGUACUGGGUGAUCAAGAACUCGUGGGGUAAGGACUGGGGCGAGAAGGGCUACGUGCGCGUGACCAUGGGGGUGAACGCGUGCCUGCUCACUGGGUACCCCGUGUCCGUGCAUGUGUCGCAGAGCCCCACCCCUUAUCUCUAG